This is a messenger RNA of Apis dorsata (giant honeybee), 1673 nucleotides long. RefSeq names its product probable G-protein coupled receptor No18 (gene Octalpha2R). Lineage: Eukaryota; Metazoa; Arthropoda; Insecta; Hymenoptera; Apidae. Gene Ontology annotation, molecular function: adrenergic receptor activity. The record is from RefSeq and is a predicted model, not a curated record. Gene Ontology annotation, cellular component: membrane. The transcript has 5 exons. Gene Ontology annotation, biological process: adenylate cyclase-activating adrenergic receptor signaling pathway. The coding region runs from base 80 to 1531 and encodes 483 amino acids.
UGGCACGAGCACGAGCACGAGCACGGAAGACGUGGAAGGAUUAAGGGAGUUGGAAGUGCUGUUCGGGUUGAACGGCAUAAUGGAGGACCUGGAUGGAUCGUUCAACGACUCUUUCAACGAGAGUCUAUUGUUCCCGUGCAACGGUAGCCUGUGCAACGAGACGUACGUGGUGCUCGGGGAGAGCCUGUACCCGUCCGGGUACACGAUCCUUCAAAUAGUUCUGGCGUCCGUCCUUGUCACGCUGUUGAUGAUCGUGAUCGUGGUCGGAAACAUGCUUGUGAUAAUCGCGAUCGCGACCGAGAAGGCGCUCAAGAACAUACAGAAUUGGUUCAUAGCUAGUCUGGCGGUGGCCGAUUUCUUCCUAGGCCUGGUGAUCAUGCCUUUCUCGUUGGCAAACGAGAUCAUGGGAUAUUGGAUCUUCGGGUACUGGUGGUGCGACAUUUACUCGGCCAUGGACGUGUUGCUGUGCACGGCGAGCAUCAUGAACUUGUGUCUGAUAAGCUUGGACAGGUACUGGAGCAUCACGCAGGCGGUGGAUUAUCUGAAGAAGAGAACUCCCGCAAGAGCGGCACUCAUGAUCGCGCUUGUGUGGCUCCUGUCCGCCCUCGUUUGCAUCCCUCCCCUCCUCGGAUGGAAGAGACCCACGCCGGCUGAAGAGUAUCCCAAGUGUAAGCUUUCAGAGGACAUAGGCUACGUCCUUUACUCGGCGCUCGGCAGCUUCUACAUCCCCUCGUGCAUCAUGGUGUUCGUGUACAUACGCAUUUACUUCGCAGCGAAGGCGCGGGCGCGCCGCGGGAUCCGGAAGCCGCGUCCACGCGCGGUCGUUCCGCCCGAGUCGAAACCGCCUCCUGGCUCCGCCAUGGAGAACGUCGCCACUAUCGAGAACCAGCCCGUUCAAAUACCCAUCGUCACGUGCGACUUUGCCAGCGACGUCAGCACCUCCGAGGCGGACCCCGGAGGGGGGAGCAGUAUCCCCAUGGAGGAGAAGGACACGCUCAAGGUGACGAUGCCGGUUCCGGUGCAAAAGAGCAGCCUGAAGGCGACGCUGUCCGUGAACGGUGACGGGCAGUCGAGCGUCCCGUCCCGAUGCAGGGCGCCCAGCGUCGGUAUCGACGUCGACAUGGUGUCCGAGUUCGAUCCGUCGUCGUCGGACAGCGGCGUCGUUUCGAGAUGCGCGGUCGUGAAGCCGCUCAAGCUUCGCCUCUGCCAGCCCAUUUUCGGGCGCAGGAACAUCGGCAAGCUGAGGAGGGAGCACGGGGGGGACGGGGGGCGGGCGUCCGGACUGGCGAGAAAGAAGGAGAAACGAGCCACGCUGAUACUUGGCUUCAUAAUGGGCAGCUUCAUCGCUUGCUGGCUGCCAUUCUUCGUCCUCUACAUCGCGAAACCUCUUUUCCCAAACGUCAAGAUACCGAUCCAGGCGUUCGUGAUCGCGUUCUGGCUAGGCUACAUGAACUCUGCCCUAAACCCGUUCAUUUACACCGUCUUCAACAAGGACUUCCGCCGAGCGUUCCGCAGGAUACUCUUCAAAUAAUCCCGUCGUCCCUGGACGAACGUUCGCGAGCCAGUUCUUCCAGGUAAAAGAAACGAGAAUCGUGGGGCGUGCGGAUCGCUCUCGCGAUUGGACCGGGGUGGAACGUCGAUCGUAGGAUCGAGCAAGAGCAUUUGAGAAGGAA